CUGAACUGCAGUUGACUUCUUAAAGCCUUUGGAAGAAGGACUAAAUGCAACGGGGGCAGACUGCCUGUGGGAAUGAAGUGGCUGGGAGAAUCCAAGAACAUGGUGGUGAAUGGCCGGAGACAUGGAAGCAGGUUAUCUAAUGAUCACCAUCAGAACCAGUCUAAAUUACAGAACCCUGGAAAGGAAAAUCCAAAGACUGGCAAAAAUGGAGUUGAGAGACGAUCAAGCAGAUGUAGUGGUGGUUCGGGAUUUGAAGGCCAAAGUCGCUACGUGCCUUCUUCUGGAAUGUCUGCCAAGGAGCUGUGUGAGAACGAUGACCUAGCAACUAGUUUGGUUCUUGAUCCAUAUUUAGGGUUUCAAACACAUAAAAUGAACACUAGGUUUCGACCAAUAAAAGGAAGGCAGGAGGAACUGAAGGAGGUAAUUGAACGUUUUAAAAAAGAUGAGCACUUGGAUAAAGCCUUCAAGUCCUUGACGUCAGGUGACUGGGCCCGGCACUAUUUUCUUAACAAGAACAAAAUGCAGGAAAGGUUGUUCAAGGAACAUGUAUUUAUUUAUUUACGAAUGUUUGCAACUGACAGUGGAUUUGAAAUAUUGCCAUGUAACCGCUAUUCAUCGGAGCAAAAUGGAGCCAAAAUAGUUGCAACAAAAGAGUGGAAACGAAAUGACAAAAUAGAAUUACUAGUGGGUUGUAUUGCCGAAUUGUCUGAACUAGAAGAGAAUAUGCUGCUCAGACAUGGAGAAAAUGACUUCAGUGUCAUGUACUCAACACGGAAAAACUGUGCUCAGCUGUGGCUUGGUCCAGCUGCAUUCAUCAACCAUGAUUGCAGACCCAACUGUAAGUUUGUGUCGACGGGCCGGGAUACAGCAUGUGUGAAAGCUCUCCGAGAUAUUGAACCUGGAGAAGAAAUUUCUUGUUACUAUGGGGAUGGUUUUUUUGGAGAAAAUAAUGAAUUCUGUGAAUGCUACACAUGUGAAAGACGUGGAACUGGUGCUUUUAAGUCAAGAGUGGGGUUGCCCGUGCCUGCUCCUGUGAUAAAUAGUAAAUAUGGACUCAGAGAAACAGAUAAACGUUUAAACAGGCUUAAAAAGUUGGGUGACAGCAGUAAAAACUCAGACAGCCAGUCUGUCAGCUCUAACACUGAUGCAGAUACCACUCAGGAAAAAGUUAAUGCAACUAACCGCAAAUCUUCAAUUGGUGUAAAAAAGAACAGCAAGAGCAGAACGUUAAGGCGGCAGUCUAUUUCAAGAAUCCCAGCUUCAUCAAAUUCUACCUCAUCCAAACUAACUCAUCUAAAUAAUUCCAGGGUACCAAAGAGACUGAAAAAGCCUGCAAAGCCUUUACUUUCUAAGAUUAAGUUGCGGAAUCAGUGCAAAAGGCCAGAACAGAAAAACGCAUCUAGAAAACUCGAAAUGGGAAGUUUGGUUCUUAAGGAGCCUAAAAUAGUCCUGUAUAAAAACUUGCCUAUGAAGAAGGAGAAGGAAACCGUGGGACCAGUGAAAGUCGCCAUCUCUGGUGGCUGCUUAACAAGGCAUGCGGCACGAGAAUACAAACUGAAAGGUGCUUGUGAACCUGGAGAGGUAUCGCCUUGUACAUAUAUAACAAGGAGGUCAAUGAGAGCAAGAAUGAAUCUGAAGGAGACCUCUGACUUAAAGCUUGAACCAAAUAUGCUGAAUAGCUAUAAGAACGACUUGACUGGUACACAAGCCAAUGGCUUGGAACAGCAGUCUCACGUGAUGCAUGAGGGUGAACAGGCUCAUGUGACAUCACUUAAGGGAGAGGGUAGGUGUCAGAAGAACGACAGGGUUAUGGCCAAAAAGAAAUACCGGCAAAGACGACAUGGGAAGCCGUCUGUGAAAACGGAGGAAACUGAUCCUGCCCAUGAUAUGCCCGGUAAAGACAGAGUGCCAGAUUUAAUCAGCUCACAUUCUGACCUAGAAGAAAGGAACAAUGUAGUGGAUUCAGCCGUUGGCUAUAACGAUUGUAUUCCCGUAUCUGGUGGCUGCUCCAUUGUGACUUCGGAUACUUUCAAAGCAAAGGACCAUUUUAGAACUGCAAAAAGCAAAAAGAAAAGGCGAAUCACAAGGUAUGAUGCACAGCUAAUUCUUGAAAACAGCUCUGGGAUUCCCAAACUGACUCUGCGGAGGCGGCAUGAUAGCAACAGCAAGACAAAUGACCAAGAAAAUGAUGGAAUGAGUUCUUCAAAAAUAAGCAUCAAGCUAAGUAAAGACCAUGACAACGAUAACAACUUAUAUGUAGCAAAGCUUAACAAUGGGUUUAACUCAGGAUCAAGUAACAGUUCAGCAAAAUUAAAAAUACAGCUGAAACGAGACGAAGAAACCAGGGGGACAUAUGCAGAUGACCUCCAUGAGAAUGGAAUGUGUUGUAGUGAUCCUCUUUCUCUCUUAGAGUCACGAAUGGACGUGGAUGAUUAUAGUCCGUACGAAGAAGAAACCGUGGAUGAAUCAUCAUCCGAAGAGGAAGAAGAGGAGGAAGAGGAUGAAUAUGAAGAUGAUUUUGAGGAUGAUUUUAUUCCUCUCCCUCCAGCUAAGCGAUUAAGGCUUAUAGUUGGCAAGGAUUCAAUAGACAUAGACAUUUCUUCCAGGAGGAGAGAGGAUCAGUCAUUAAGGCUAAAUGCAUAAGCUUAUAGGUCUUUCUGAACAGGAUGUCCAUUUUUUUAAAGAAAAAUUCCAGUCAAUUAUUCCUCCAACUGAUGAACUUUCUGAAAUGUUAGUGGAAGCACUUCUUUAUUGUUUAUUCACUUAUAUCAAUAUAAUAUUGUAGAAAAU
Messenger RNA from Gekko japonicus, 2790 nucleotides. RefSeq names its product lysine (K)-specific methyltransferase 5B (gene KMT5B). Gene Ontology annotation, molecular function: histone H4K20 methyltransferase activity; protein binding. Gene Ontology annotation, cellular component: nucleus. The coding region runs from base 73 to 2643 and encodes 856 amino acids. The transcript has 9 exons. The record is from RefSeq and is a predicted model, not a curated record. Lineage: Eukaryota; Metazoa; Chordata; Lepidosauria; Squamata; Gekkonidae.